UAUAUAUCAUGCUAUCUGCUUCACAGAACAAAUGGAGAUUCAAAAGUUGAAAGCUCCAGGAGAGUCGUUGACUUGGAAUGAUAUUCAAAAGAUGAAAUAUACCUGGUGUGUGGUUUGCGAGGUCAUGAGACUAUCUCCGCCUGGUCAAGGGGGAUUUAGAGAGGCCAUAACUGACUUCUCUUAUGCAGGUUUUACCAUUCCCAAGGGAUGGAAGGUGCAUUGGAGUGUACAUUCAACACACAAAAAUCCCAAAUAUUUCCCAGAUCCAGAGAAAUUUGAUCCUUCAAGAUUUGAGGGGAAGGACAUUGAACCAUACAGUUUUGUACCUUUUGGGGGAGGACCUCGAAUGUGCCCUGGAAAAGAAUAUGCUCGGCUGGCGAUUCUUGUCUUUAUGCACAAUGUGGUAACACAAUUCAAAUGGGAGAGAGUGACUCAAGACGAAAAGAUCAUAUACAUGUCUAUUCCGAUGCCAGCUUGUAGCCUUCCGAUUACUCUCCAUCCUCACAAGAACUGAGUUAAUAUUCGUGUGGCUCAAGUGUGUCAUGGUUGCAUCCUUUUGCCGACAUCUAUAAUCGUCAGUUGAUGAACAUGCAAAUUGUUUUUCUUUUUUGUGUGCCCUGUCGCAAUUCCUUUCUUCAGAUGAAUUCUGCAACUCUUUAUUUUAACUUUUGAUAAAUAAAUCUUGACGAGUUCAAUUAAUAAGAGCAAGUGAAAGUUGAAGAA
This is a messenger RNA of Populus euphratica (Euphrates poplar), 723 nucleotides long. RefSeq names its product Cytochrome P450 superfamily protein. The transcript has 2 exons. The coding region runs from base 32 to 514 and encodes 160 amino acids. The record is from RefSeq and is a predicted model, not a curated record. Lineage: Eukaryota; Viridiplantae; Streptophyta; Magnoliopsida; Malpighiales; Salicaceae. Gene Ontology annotation, molecular function: monooxygenase activity; oxidoreductase activity, acting on paired donors, with incorporation or reduction of molecular oxygen; iron ion binding. Gene Ontology annotation, biological process: sterol metabolic process.